This is a messenger RNA of Oryza brachyantha (malo sina), 2073 nucleotides long. Its product is annotated as heparanase-like protein 1. The transcript has 10 exons. The coding region runs from base 292 to 1911 and encodes 539 amino acids. Gene Ontology annotation, cellular component: membrane; plant-type cell wall. The record is from RefSeq and is a predicted model, not a curated record. Lineage: Eukaryota; Viridiplantae; Streptophyta; Magnoliopsida; Poales; Poaceae. Gene Ontology annotation, molecular function: beta-glucuronidase activity.
CCACCCAAGAGAGAGAGAGACAGAGACUUCCCCAAGAAUCUCUCUUCUGUUCCUCCUCUCUAUCCAAUAGCCUCAAAAGCUCGAACCUUGCGCAAUCCUUUUUAAGUCUUCCCGGCCAUUUCUUGAUUCUGGGCAGAGAUUGCGCGCGGGAAAGAUACGAUCUUUUCUUGAUUUCUUUCCCCUGCAUUGGGAAAAAUAAGAUACGGGCUGCUGUUCUUGGGCGUCCUUGGGAGCGAGAGCUUGCGAGUCGGGACAUUCUUGGAUUGGGUGUGGUUCCCAGGUGGAGAAGGCAUGAGGCUAUGGUUGCUCAUACCCCUUGCUCUAUGUCUACCUACAUUGAUUCGAUCGGAGGAUUACUCGGAUGUAACCAUUGUCGUUCGGGGCUCCGAGACAAUCGCUUCAACCAGCGAUGAAUUUAUUUGCGCCACCAUUGAUUGGUGGCCUCCGGAAAAGUGCAACUAUGACCAGUGUCCAUGGGGGCAAGCUUCGAUCUUAAAUUUGGACUUGACUAAUCCUUUGCUAGCUAAAGCCAUCCAAGCCUUUAGCCCUCUACGUAUCAGGUUAGGAGGUUCCUUACAAGAUCAGGUGCUGUAUGGCACGCCGAAUUUAGGAUCUCCAUGCACCCCAUUUUCAAAGGUUUCAAGUGGCCUGUUUGGGUUUUCUCAAGGAUGCAUAACCAUGGAAAGAUGGGAUGCUAUUAAUAAUCUCUUUGUGAAUACAGGUGCAGUUAUUACAUUUGGCCUUAAUGCACUUCAAGGGCGACAGCAGAUGGGCAAAGGUGUAUGGGGAGGUGCUUGGAAUUCCAGCAAUGCUCUAGAGUUAAUGGAAUACACUGUUUCGAUGAACUAUCCUAUUGACUCAUGGGAAUUUGGUAAUGAGUUGAGUGGAAAUGGAAUUGGUGCCAGUGUUGGAGCUGAACAAUAUGGAAAAGAUAUAAUCGAGCUCAAGAACAUCAUCAACCAGUUAUAUGGAAAUUCUAGGAAACCAUUGGUGGUUGCCCCAGGAGGAUUCUAUGAUCAGAAAUGGUAUGCUCGGCUUCUUGAUAUCUCUGGUCCAAAUGUUCUCGACGCAAUGACUCAUCAUAUUUACAAUCUUGGUGCUGGUAACGAUCCACAAGUUGCAAACAGAAUCUUGAAUCCACAGUACUUGGGCCAAACUUCAGAUACAUUCAGAGAUCUCCAAAUGACGAUACAACGACAUGGACCAUGGUCUGCUCCCUGGGUUGGAGAGGCUGGUGGUGCAUAUAACAGCGGCAGCCGUACCGUGUCUAAUACUUUCCUGAACAGCUUCUGGUAUCUUGAUCAACUUGGUCAGUCAGCAAAGUAUGACACAAAGGUUUACUGCAGACAGACUUUGAUUGGAGGCAACUAUGGCCUUCUUGACACGCAGACUUUUGUGCCAAACCCUGAUUACUACAGUGCCUUGCUGUGGCAUCGGCUCAUGGGGAAUGGAGUUAUUUCCUUGGACACCAGCGGUUCUUCAUACUUGCGUGCCUAUGCGCAUUGCGGAAAGCAAAAGGGCGGCGUGGCGCUCCUCAUGCUCAACCUGAACAAGAACAUGGGGUUCAUGGUUUCGGUCAGGAACGACCUCAACAUCAAUGCCAGGGAGAUGGCAGGGAUAAGGAGGGAGAGCUCCUUCGUCCAUGGCCUGAAGAGGACGGUCUCUUGGGUUGGGAGCAAAGCUUCUGAUGGGCUGGAGAAGAGGGAGGAGUACCACCUGACGCCACAGGGUGGUAACCCUUAUGCCAGGACAGUGCUUCUGAAUGGAGGCCCCCUUCAGCUCACUGAAAAUGGUGACAUCCCUUCACUGCCUCCAGUGCUGGUUUCAGUCAAUUCCCCAAUUUAUGUUGCUCCAUUGUCGAUCACAUUCGUCGUCUUCCCGGAUUUCGAGGCAGAAGGUUGCGAACGAUGAUCAUCGACUUUAGAUAGAAUGUCAAUGAGUUCUUAUUUCUGCUGUGAUAAUGUAGCUGUUCUCAAGGUUACAUCUGCUGUAAGGAUUUGUAUCAAGUGUUUCUUGGCCUUUGCCCCAAUUGGGCAUAUAUAUAUAUAAAGAAUAACUUGAUUCCAGUGUUUA